This is a messenger RNA of Clunio marinus, 1792 nucleotides long. The record is from the annotation of a GenBank genome assembly. Lineage: Eukaryota; Metazoa; Arthropoda; Insecta; Diptera; Chironomidae.
AUGAAGUUUGUGAUUUUGUUUGCAAAGUUUCUUGUUUUGAUAUUUUCUAUUACAAAAUGUGAUGCAUCAAUUCCGUCUGUGGCCUCACCGGUGCAACUUCUUAAUUUAUCAAAUGGAACAAAAUCGGAUAUCGUGUACAAUGAAGAAGCUGUAAGAAAUUUAUUCUUAGACCCGAAGUUAGAAGGACGAAACGUGGUUGUGUUCUCAAUAGUUGGAGCUUUCCGCAAGGGAAAAUCAUUUCUAAUGAAUUAUAUACUUCGUUAUAUGUACGCCAAUUACAAAUCAGUUUCAAACUCUCAAUUGAUAAAUCAUGAAAAUUGGUUGGGAGAUGAAAACGAAUCAUUAGAAGGAUUCGAUUGGAAAGCUGGAACUAAAAGAGUUACAAGUGGGUUAAUUUUAUGGUCCGAUGUUUUUCUUUAUGACAGUAAUGAUGGUGAGAAACUUGCAAUUUAUUUGAUGGAUACUCAAGGAUUAUUCGAUCACAAAAGCUCUUCAACUGAUAAUUCAAGAAUAUUUUCAUUAAGCACAAUGAUCUCAUCGACACAAAUUCUCAACUUAUUGAAUAUAAUUCAGGAGAACCAGUUACAAUAUCUUCAGUUUGCGACAGAAUAUGCACGAUAUGCAACAGCCGAUGAAGAAAAAUCAGCUUUUCAGAAUCUUUUGAUACUCAUCAGAGACUGGAACUCUCCAGAAGAAUAUAAAUAUGGAAUCAGAGGUGGAAAUGCUUAUUUGAAUAAUUUCUUAGAAAUUCAUGAUUACCAAACAAAAGAAUUGCAAUCAGUUCGAAGAUAUUUGAGAUCGUCGUUUGAAAAAAUUAAUUGUUUUCUGAUGGCACAUCCAGGGAAAACUGUUGCUCGUGACUCAUCCUACAAUGGCAGUUGGAGUCAAAUUGAUGAAGAUUUUGUACAUGGAAUGCAAGAUUUAUUCGAAUUCUUGUUUUCGCCUAGGAAAUUGACAACAAAAAAGGUCAACGGAGUCGCCGUGGAACCAGCUGAGCUUCUCGUCUUUAUCAAUUCUUAUGUGGAAAAUUUCAAAAGCGAUGAAAUGCCAGAAGCGACCAACAUUUAUGAGUCAACUUUGGAAAAACAGUUUAGAAUAUUGCUGGGAAAGAGCGUAGAUGUUUACAUAACUUCAGUUGCAUCACACAAUGCUGAACUUCUCAGUGAAGAAGAUGUUGAUGCACUUCACGUUUCUGCAAAGAGUCCUGCGAUGGAAUAUUUUAAUUCAAAGAAGAAAUUUGGAUCAUAUUCUGAAGGAUUAAACUUCAAAAAAGAAUUGAUAAAGACAAUCGACAAGGCUUACGAGCAAUGGAAAUCAAUUUCAAUUAAUCACAUUCGAACAUUACAACAGCAGCGACAAAAGACUAAUCAAAAAGAAAAAGAAGUAAAAGAAGCAGAAACUGCAAGAUUUCAAGCAAAAUCGGAAUUAGAAGCAGCAACAACAAAAGCUGAAGAGGCUAAGAAAGAUUUGGAACAAGCACGAUAUGAUACAGAGGAAGCAAGACGACAAGCUGAAGAACUGCGCUUGAAAUCAAUUGAAGCAGAAAAGGAAAGAGCUGUUGCUAUUGCAAAGGAAAAAGAAACACGAGAAUGGCUUGAGAGAAUGACAAAAGACAAAGAAUUUUUUGAACAACAGCUGAAUGAAUACAAAGCGAAUGCAUCACAAAAUGUUGGAUCAACUUUGGGAAAUUUUCAACAAGAAAAUGGAUUUUCAAGAGUUCUUGGAAACAUUUCAAGAUUCUUCACAGCUGCAGCACCUUUCGUGAGCUUAUUAGGAGGCUUAUUUGGAUGAU